AUGUAUGUAACGGUACCAACACCGGCGCAUACACAUUUCCUAGUUUCCGCUGCAUUUUGCAUUUUGAGCAUGGCGGCGACAAUGGAGGCUAGUCCAGACUUUCCGCUUAGCGUCUCUUUCAGAUCUGCUUCAGAUUCCGCUCGACUUCUUCCAGGAUUGUCUGAUGACAUUGCACUGAUGUGUCUGGCAAUGGUUCCCAGGGGCUACUGGGGUGUCCUGAAAUGUGUAUCCAAAGCCUGGAGAGGCACAUUCAGCUCAGAAGAUAUAUGCUCUCUCAGAAGACUAAUAAAAAGAACAGAAAGUUGGUUAUAUGUGCUAACGCAUGGUGCAGGUCCCACUCUUCAAGCCUACUCUCCAGUGCUUGAUCGCUGGUUCAAGUUCCCCUGGAAAGCUAACCUUGCACCAGGCAGUAUGGUAGGAGUGGGUGAGCAUCUGGUAGUUGUUGGUGGGCGAGCAUCUGAUAGCAUCAACCCAAACACUGGAGAGCCUGAGCACCCUGACUUCACUUCACAGGUGAGGCUCUUCAAUGCAAGGACUCUGGCAUGGUUUGAUGGUCCACCGAUACCACAGGCCUUUCCAUGCCUAUGCUCCUGGAGUGAUGGCAGCAGGGCUUUCAUUGGGGCGUUAACUCGAGGCAGUUUUCAUGUUCUGUCGUCUGAGGUCCCUUUUGAAGAUGUGCAUGGAGUUGAAGCGCCUGUUGAUGCAACCUGCGGAGUAUUGCCCUCUAAUAAAGAUUCAAGCUGCACAGCCAACUUGAGAGGCACUGUUCUCAGGAAUUGGAGGACAUUUGCACAAGGCCCAGUUGACGUGCGUGAUGGCGAAGGUCGACAAGUGUACAAUGUUGCGAGUGCUCAACUGACUCCUUUCACCAUGAAUGGCAAGCAGCAAGUAGCAAUCUACAACGACUCCACAUCCCCAUCAGUCAUUUUUGAAGUCGACCCAGAGAAUGGAACCCAAGAGGCACGGGGGUGGGUGCCUGGCCCUCCACUGCCGUAUGGAGGUGGAACGGUUAUGGCGAUAGCGGUAUUGAGCAUAUAG
Closterium sp. Yama58-4 is the source of this 1038-nucleotide messenger RNA. The record is from the annotation of a GenBank genome assembly. Lineage: Eukaryota; Viridiplantae; Streptophyta; Zygnematophyceae; Desmidiales; Closteriaceae.